Dictyostelium purpureum is the source of this 1709-nucleotide messenger RNA. RefSeq lists its product as uncharacterized. NCBI's taxonomy places the organism in Eukaryota, Evosea, Eumycetozoa, Dictyosteliales, Dictyosteliaceae. Gene Ontology annotation, cellular component: external side of plasma membrane; membrane. Gene Ontology annotation, molecular function: signaling receptor activity. The record is from RefSeq and is a predicted model, not a curated record. The coding region runs from base 6 to 1580 and encodes 524 amino acids. The transcript has 3 exons.
AAAAAAUGAGAUUAUUAUUACUUUUAUUAGUUUUAUCGGUAGUAGUCUCCGCUACUUUUGUUGACCUUAAAAGUGGUCAAAUCGUUGUUAAACCAAAAGCCAAACAAAAUUCACAAUUAUUCUUAAAAGGUUCAGUUUUUGAAAACAAUGAUAUUAAAAAUAUUUAUGACACUCAAGUCUCAAAUUUAGUUUCAAAUGUUAUGGGUCUUUUACCAUUAAAUAGCGAAAAUGCUGAAUUUGAAUUACCAAAUGUUUCAGUUUUCAACAAACCAAAAUUAAAUUUAUUCUUUUCAGUUGAAUCAGUUUCAAAAGAUGAUUUAGUUAAUUCUAAAAUUUUAAACUCAGAAUCAAUGAUCAAUAUUAAAUCAAACUAUUUCACUCAAGAUACAGUUUCAGAAUUAAAUACCAUUGUUACUGGUGUUUCACCAUCAUCCCAUGGUAUUCCAUCAUCAAGUUGGUUAAACCCAACUGGUAAAAAAACCAAUGCUUUUGAAUCAAACAAAUCAAAUGCUCCAAAUCUUGCCUAUUUAGUUAACAGCAGCUUCAAUGGUAAAUCAUUAAUUAUUUCACAAUCAGCCAGCAAGAAAUUAGCUUCAUCAACUGGUGUCAACGUUGAUAUUUCAAACGGUAUUUACGAACAAUCAGAUAUCUACACUUAUUCACUCCGUCCAACUGGUUCAUUCUUACCAAUUAACCACGUCAGAAAGAACAACAAAUUAUCAUUAUCAAACAAAGAAAUUGAAACCUUCCUUUACACCAAAGAAUUCCAACAAUUCAUUUUACCAUCAGGCUGGAAAGCUUCAAUGAACUCUGGUAUUUUCUCAGUUUCCGAUAGCAAUGGUAAUAUUGUCAAGAUCGAUUAUGAUACCUUUGAAUCAUCAGUCAUCCUUUCUGAAUUAGCUGCCGUUUUCAACACUGUUAAAAUGAUCAAAUCAGACGCUCACUUCAAACAACUUGCUUUAGAUUCAGUUCCAGAUUUCAUCAGUUUCGAUUUCUCAUCAAUUGCCUCCAUUCGUCAAAAAGAUGGUGCCUCAUCAACCCUCUUCAAAUUCGCUUUAGCUAUGAUUGAACAAACCAUCGAAUCCACCUACACCCAAUUAAGCGGUAUCUAUGGUGAACGUGUUGCCUGUGAAAUUGUUACUCUUGCCCCAACCAGCCAAUUAUCACAAAACCAAAUCGAUGCCAUCGAAGAAAUCGUCGGUGAAAAAACAUACGAUAUUGAAGAAACUCUUCCACAUAUCUACUUAUUACCAAAAUUCGGAGAUAAGGCCGCUGAAGUUUGUGAACAACUCAAAGCAUCAUUAAAAGAUCUUUCAGUCCAAUGUAACACUCACUCUGCCCUUCCAAUUCACAUGCUUGAAACUGAAAUCGAAGAUGAUACCCCAGUUAUCCCAACCAAUAACAAUGGUACUAUGACCCAAACUCAAAUCACUAACAAAAUUGCCGCUUUCCAAAUCUUACUUUUCUUCCCAAUCGUCAUGACUAUCUUUGUCGUUGGUGGUAUUCUUUUAAUUAUGGUCAUUAGCUCUGAUGCCCAAAAAGAUACUCUUUUAUAUAGAUCAACUGAAAGACGUUAUUAGAUAAUUAAAUCACAUUAUUUUAAAUAAAUAAUCACUUUACACAAAUAAUUUAAUCAGAAAAAAAAAAUAAAAAAAAUUUUAUUUUUUUUGUAUAUAUAAAAAAAAAAUUUUAAAAUAAAAAAACUAAUU